This is a messenger RNA of Octopus bimaculoides (California two-spot octopus), 8411 nucleotides long. RefSeq lists its product as uncharacterized. The record is from RefSeq and is a predicted model, not a curated record. Lineage: Eukaryota; Metazoa; Mollusca; Cephalopoda; Octopoda; Octopodidae.
ACCACUUGGGAAUCGGUAGUAGGUUGUUUAUGUCUCCAUAACCUAGCAGUUCGAGAAAAGAGUUCCGAUAAAACAACAGGCUUAAGCAAAGUAAAAAAGAAGUAGGUGUAGAAGUCGAUUUGUUCGACUAAAUCCUUCAAGGCAGUGCCCCAGCAUGACCGUAGCCUAAUGACUUGAAGGAAGUGAAAGUUAAAAAAAAUGAUUAUUCCAGGCGAUAGUAUCUGAGCAAGGACUCGAACUUGUAUUGCUCGCAUCAUUCUCCAUCCAGCAACCUGUAACUUCGCCAGUUACUGCAUAUUGUAGAGUUUACUGCAGCCAUGCAGCAAGUCAAGUUAAAACAUCCGUACAAAUCAAUCUGUUUCUACAUUCAACAGAAGAAAUCCUCGAUCGAGACUCUUCUUCUCAACGCCGCAUCAUUUGUAAACAGCUGACUAUAACGGCGACCGCUUGGAUUUCUUUCACCACUGACCUCCAUGCAAUAAUAAUAAUAAUAAUAACAACAACAACAACAACAACAACAACAACAACAACAACAACAACAACAAUAAUAAUAAUAAUAAUAAUAAUAAUAAUAGCAACAACAGCUGAACAGAAGAUCAAUUUCCCCUGCGGUUUCUGCACCCAUUUAGGAGUAAAGUAAACCUGCAUUGACUGUGAUGUAUAACAAUGAAGUUAAUGUGAACUGACAUUUGCCAUGGCAUCUCCAUCUGGUUUGGAUUCCGAAGAGUUUCCUGUUCUUCAGAAUGUUUUUGAAAAUGGAUUACCCAGUGUUGGUGCUCUUGAUGGUAUCAUGGCACAUAUUGACCAGAAACUCCAUCAGAACUCAAGAGAACUCGACGAAUGCUUACAAGCUGUUAUCACCUAUACGAACAAACUGCCUGGUACAAAAUGUCUGAAUUCUCCUCAAGAUUCUCUGAAAUACAUGAUAAACUCUCAUGUUUUAGAGAAGAGUUCUUGCUAUGACCUAGACAUGGAUGACAUCCUCAAAAUUUUGCAACAUGUCCAAAAUAGUCUUGAAAAGCAUCCAGGCUGUGAAGAACUUAUCUUUGAAGAUCUGAUGGCGCUUUCAUCUUCUGAAGGUAUUUCAUUACCACUCCGCUCUGCUCUCAGUCCGCACACAACAGAGACGUCAGUGGCCUCUCUGAAUUCUGUGCAGGACAACCAUGAGACACUCAUAGAACAGAACUGGGAUCAAAUAGCACUUAAAUUUCGCAGGUAUUUCAUGGACAAGCUGUCUAAAUUACCAUUACGAGGUUUUGAGCAGGAACUCAAUCUUCAAGAACACAAACGAUAUGAAUAUUUACAAAGCUUAGUCACGUUGUAUCAAGCCGAUGACAUCUGGUUCUGCUACCAGAUGCUGAGAGUUCAACAGCUGGAGGGUUACUUCAAUAGUCUUCUACCACAGUCUUCUGAUGAGAAACUCGAUGUGGCAGCAAUCACAAAGAACUGUGGAAUUCUGGCAGCUCUCAUCAAUGGUAUGAUUGACGAGGACUUUGCCAUCCUCUCCACAGGAAUGUUCAAGAAAGUAUCAAGCACUUUCAAGGCUAUACAUGAUCUCUAUCUUGAUAAAUAUGCUGAUGAGAUGUCAGCUCUCAUUGAAGAAAUAUACGAUGAUCUCAAAGACAUAAUGCAUCGCAACUCUGCACAGUCAUCAAGUGAAUUUCUUUAUGAUGGCAACCACAAGAAACCUCUUUUAAAAGGCUAUGCUAGUCCUGCAGAGCAGGGCCUACUUAACUCAGGAGCAAGGCGUUCUAGUCGGAAAGCAUCAAUUGUUAUUUCCAAACACUAUUUGCAAUCUUUGCAAGAUAUUCUUCUGUCUGUUUUUCAUAUUGAAGAACAUAUGGACUCUUUGUACAAGAUGGCAUGUACAGGUAUUAGUAGUACCAGUGGCAAUAGCAGCAAUAGACGACGAGGUUCCAAAGGAAGUUUAAGGGGUGUUUUAAAGACUGUGAGUCCAGACCUUCUUGGUCGUAAAGGUAGCAAUAGCAGUGAAAGUUCAACAUCUGAAUCCUCUCUCGUAGCAUCUCCUAGACCUUUGUUGGACAGUAGACCUGCACCUAAAAUUGUUGAGAAAUCCAAACUGGAAGAAAAACCUGUUUGGGAAUGGAAGCUAGUUUUUAAACUGAUUAGUCCUGAUUUAGUGCAAUGUGUUGAGCAAGUGGUAUGGUCAAAUGCUAGCUCUAGCCUUGAGAAAGAACAGAAAGACUGGGAGAUUGCUUACUCAAUGGAAGUUGUCCAACUACCUCAUGAUGUCUUGGCUGGAUGCAUUGAUCACUAUCCUAGAGUCGUAUCGAAAUGUGUUUAUGAAGUGAUUGAAGAUUUGUACAUGUUGCUGCCAUUUGCCAAAGCUGGUAAUGGUGGAAUAUUACAUCCAGUUAAAUCAGCAUUUGUCCAUUCUGCCAACCAACUCUUCAGCAAUAUCCAUGGUCAUUAUCUUGCAAUCAGUCAAGAUAUACCUAAGAAAGCUGCGGCCAAGUUUUUGUUGGUGACUCUCUCAAGUUGUGUCUAUGUUCGAGAUCAUCUUAACAUUUUCAAUGAGGUGCUAGGAGAAGAAGAAGGGAAGAAACCAUUUGCCACCCGACACGAACAGUUUGUUGAAGUUGUUGAUAUCUUGCUGGAGAAGAUUAGCCAUGUCCACACUAUUCUCUUAUCGAACAUUCUCUAUGAUGCUGAGAGUUAUCACUGGGCUGAGGAGAAGGAGUUUUAUGAGAAUGAAAGGUGUUCCUUCCCCAUUCAGAUGUGGCACCAACACUUGACUGGUGUCCGGACUGACAUUUGGUCUAUAUGUCCUCCAAAUUUAGCUCAAAGUCUUUUUACCAAUAUUCUCUAUGAAUCUCUGGCAAUGCUCACAAGAAGAUAUACACGUAUAAAACCAAGCUUUCGACGUGUCAUUCAAUUCAGAAUGGAUAUCAUUACAAUAUUACUUUGCAUGUUUGACCAAAUGAUGUACAUUUGUGACUCAAGUGUCAAGCUCCUGGAACCUGGAUAUAAUCAACAACCUCACUAUAGCAUACACAACCUUUGUUCAAUCCUCCUAUCUGUUCUUGCUGUUGUUACUUCCCCUGUUGAUCUCCUAUAUAAAGCCUGUAGAAAGAUACACCAGAUCCAAAAACACAAUUCCUUCAGUCGCUCCGUUCUUCUGAUCGAUGACAAUCAUAGCUACAAUUCGCAUUGGUUGUCAUGGAUACAUCCCAAGUUAUUACAUCAGGGACAGAAAAACUAUGGUGAUCUUCAGACAACUGUAGCUUUGUACAUUCAUACCAAACUCCUUGUAUGCCAGCCAUACCCAGUAUGGUCUCUUGUUAUUCAGGCUCUCGUCAUGAAGAACUUCACUUUACCGAUUUUAUUCUUGACCCAAAGUCUAGCACAAGCUGAUGUUGGUUGUGUGUUGAAAGUAGAAGACAGGUCUUCUACACCAGUAUUAGAAAAUGAACUGGCUGUUAAACAGCUCUUCAAGUCAAUCUGUACAGUAUUGUUAAAUAUGUCUUUGUACUUUCCUGAAGCAUUAGGGAGAGUACUCCUACCUGUUAUUGAUCGUUUUGAUCAGUGGAAUAUAUUCGACCAACUAGGUGCUUGUAAAUAUACCAAUCCUACAAUUCCUGUUUGGUUGGACACUAUAAUCUUCCUGCUUAAGCCUUUCAUAUUGAGAGUUUUGAAACCUGUUCUGAAGAAAUUGUUGAAUCAUCCGAGCAGUAGUCGGGAGAUUGAAUCUGUAAUGUCUGUGAUUUCUGACCUCCCCUGUGGAUGUGUACCACAGAGUAUUGGUGCUUUCCGAACCAAAAGACGGCAAGGUUGUGCAAAGGAUCAGGUUAACAAUGCAGUUUUGGAGGUGCUCAAGCAACUCUCAGAACAUAUCUACACACUACCAACUUCCUUUUGUACUCUCUUCAAGAUUCUCCAAGAUGCAGUUAAAGAGAAAGGUGCUCGGAUCCCUCAUGAUUGUUUAGGGUUACAGAUUAUUGCAUUAGGUCUGAAGAUGCAGCUUUGGUCUGGUACUGCUGUUGAAAUUAUGUCAGGAACAUCUUUUAGUCCGGAGACUAAAAAGAUCCUCACUCUUUUAGCUGAGGGUGUUUACUCUAUACUUAUUUAUUCAGAUAUGGAUCUGAGUCCUAUAGAAAUGAACAGUUUAUUACAGUCACAACACAAUGAUUUCACCAACGAAAAUAUCAACCAUAUUGUCACAUUCUUGAACUCUGACUCCAGUUAUUCUACUCCACGUCAUAUGCCAGAAAAUACAAUAUCAGAUUUUGCUGAAGAAUAUUACCAAGCUGCUGCUAAUGAACUUUUUGGGUGUCCUACAGGUAUGAAUUGUCUAGCCGAUGUUUAUUGGUUGAUUGUACACAAUGUUGAUUGGCUUGAGAAUCAGCUCAAUAUCCAGACUAGUCUGCCGCGGACAAAUAUUAGUUUAUCUACAAAUUUUAUGAUUAAUUUCUCACCAGUACCGCCGCCUUCCUUCAACCCCCUCAAUUCUUUUGAUGAGAUUGGCAACAGCAAACUAGAUCAAGAAAAAAUCAACAAAUUUGACUGUGACUGGGGUGACCUUCUGUUCCGGGACCUUGGUUUAAGCAUAUAUGGGGUUAGGACACUGCUUUUGAAUAGGCAUGAACUCCAAGAAGGUGCUCACUUGGAGGAACAUGAACGGAAGUCAGUUGAAGAACUGCGACUGUUAUUGGACUAUGACACCAGUGAUCACCGUUAAAGACGUCGAUGUUAUGACAUCUUUCUACCUUUUUUUACCAUAUCCUCUUCAAUUACUGCUGCCACCAAAUACUGCCAUUUUUGGUAAACCUGCCUGAUUAAAACAUUUAUGAAACCUGCCUGAGAUGGCUUUUACUACGAGCUUCAUCUCUCUCUCUCUCUCUGUGUUUGUUUGUUUGUGUGUGGAGAGAUGCCUUAUGUGACUGCUUUCUUUCACUGUUGCUAGUUUGGAAUUAUCCCAAACAAUAGCACAGGAUUGAUCAAUGUGCAGAUAAUCACUCCCUCCCCUUACUUCAUUCGAUUUUCAUUCAUUUGUAACAAAAAUUCUUCAAAACUUUCUUCAUCAAGAACAUCUUCCUAAGUUUACAUUUCACUCAGCUUUCUUUUUAACCAACCUUUAUGACUUUCUAGUCUUUUCACUCUCUCUACUCAUUGUUAUUUUCAAAUGACCCUUCAAUUUUUAUCUAAAAUAUUUUAUCUCCCUUCACCGAUCUGAAGUUCCUCUUUCCUCACUGUUAACCAUAUUUUUACUGUAACCACCUAUGUCAGUUCACCCAUGAAGCUAUAUUCACAUAUUUCUGUUUCAAGAAAUAACCCUUAUCACCCUAUUACACCAAAUAAACCUGUCAGUCACCCCGACUCUCCCUCUCUGUCACCAACUCUAAUAUUUUUCAUCAUUCUCUAAUCAUUUAUUUAUUAUUUCAUUUCCCUAAAAUAUUUAUUCUGCAACUUAUUUAUAUAUUUAAAAUUCUUUGCAAGAAACAAAAGAAAAAAAAUUUAAACUAAACAAAAUAAAAUUUGUUAAAUAAAAUUAAAUAUUCAAUAAUUUGAUACCAACAUUUCUAAAAAGCAAUAGGUAAAAGAAAAAAAAAUACCUCACACUUAAUUUAACAACAUAACACAAGAAUUUUUGAUUGUGAAAGAAAAGAAAUAAAUGUUUUUUUUUUUGAUCUGCUGUGCUUUUUGAACAACAACACACUUGUUUUUUUUUGUUUUUUUUCCUCAAUUGGAAUUUUUUUUAUCUUUGAAAUUUCUGUUGUCUUUGUGGUAUUUUUCUUUUUCUAUUGUUAACUGUUCUAACUGGCAAGACCAUAUUAAUAGAAGUGGUUAUUGUUUGAGCAGAUAACACAUAUGCCUCUGUGUGUGUGUGUGUGUGUGUGCGUGUACAAUAAUGUAUCAGUUCAUAUUUUUUAAAAAGCAAUGACAGAAAAAAAAAAUAAUGAUAAACUAUUUUGUUUUAUUUUUUGAAAAGAAAUGAAAGCCUGAACAAGUGUUUAAACAAACAAGCUGAUUAAUGGAGAGAAAAGGAUCGUUAGGAAUGAGUUGAUUGUGAAAAGAAAAAUUACUAAAGUAAAAUGAUAAAAUUUCAUUCAAAAUAUUUCUUUCCUGUUUGUGCUGAAAUUCUUUUCUGCCAAAUAGGCACUUCGGUAUUGUUUGAAAUAUUUGAAAACAAAGUUGACAUUUAAAAAAAAAAAAACCACCUCUAAACUGGUCUCCGUCUCCAUUGUAAUUUUAUAGUUUACUCAUUAGAAUAUUCAACUUAAUUAAAAAUAGAACAAUACAUGUAUUUAAGACAACUGAAUAUUAUUUAUACUCUUACACUUGUACAGAAUAUUUCUAUAGUACCUGAAAUAGUUAUGAGCAUAUUUCACAUUACACAUACCUUAAACUUAUUUUCACUGUAACUUUAUCUGUGCCCCUUAUAAUUGUUAUGGGGUUUGUCUUGUUUGAUUAUUAUGAAGGUUCUCUUAACAUGACCUUUAUAGAUUAAUUUCACCCCACAAUCUAUAAACAGUUAAAUGUUGUCUGAUUGUAUUUCCAAACCAAGUGCAAUAUUAUUCACUUUAAUCAUUUGACUAUGUCUGACUACAAAGUGUUGCAUGCAUGCAAUUUCAGAAUUAACUCCACUUCAAUAGUCAGCUCAGUCACUGAAAAAUAAUGCAUACAAAAAAAAAUAAAAAAAAGCCCCCCAGAAAAACCAGAAAAACAAAAACAACAAAAAACAAAAGCAAAAAAAGAAAGAAAGAAAAAUGUCCAUUCUUCCAAAGUUGGCUGUGUUUUCUGAACACACUGAGUUGUUCUUGUAUAAUAAUAAUAAUAAUAAUAAUGACGACAACAACAAUAAUGAUAAUAUUGUUGCUUCUCUCUGAUGGAAGCUGAACAUAAUUGUACAAAAUGAUAAUGUAUGACUAUUUCACAUUUUAAUACCUUUCCAAUUUUUAUAAUGGACUGUUUUCUUUUUUUUUUUUUUCUUCAUUUUUCUAAUGUGACAAGAUUCAUUAUUAUAUCAGUAGAUGUUACAACUCCAAUAACAUUACAUUGCUGUGUUAAUCCAUGCUGGUUAAGGCAAUAACUGCUAUUUCCAGGGGACAAAUGACAAAUGAUUUUAAUAUCCAAACUUUGUGAGAGUUAUUUUUCUACUGAUCUUAAGAAACAAAAAAAAAACAACAAAGAAAUUUUUACUGAAAUAUUCACACAUUUAGAAUCCACUGUUAUUUUUAACUUUUCAUUUUUUUUUUUUUAAUAUUUCCAAUUUUGCUUUCUGAGUUUAAUAAAUAAAAAGAACCCACUUGUGUAAAUAUUGACGUUAAAGAGAGGGUCAAAGAUACAUGACUUUCUCUACAUAACUUUCUGUAGGUUAUUACUGUCAUAUGUGACUAUGUUAACUAAUAAACCCUUGUUUUAUUUCAAAUUUUACUGGGUCCCUGCUACGAUCUGACCCAUGUCGGGAACCUUUGGAGAUUGAAAGAGUUAUGGCAAGGUUGUUUUAAACAUGAUUUAGUGACAUUGUUUGCUGAGUGAAGUGUUUUUGUAACAUUGUUCUGUUUAUUUAUGGUGACACAAUCAUUUUAUUCAGUAUCAGUUCCUAAUUAGAAAGAUUUCAACCUGUUUGAGUUUAUACUGUAUGAUAUUGUUUAGGCUAUUCUUUAUUUUAUAAAUUUUACACUUAAAGAUGAUUCAUAUGUUUAGUUGAGAUAUCAGUUUAAUAAUAUUAAAGUGACAAUGCAGAUGAAUUUAGUAAUAUUAAAGUGAUAAUGUAAUUGAGAUGCAAGUCUGGUAAUAUUAAAGUGAUAAUGCAGGUAAGAUGUUUGAAAGUAAAGGGAUCCAGUGAUAUUUUCCAUUGAAUUAGUUACAAAUCAACAAUACAUAAUAAAUUGUGAAUCUGUGACUUUAAAUCAAACUUCGUAUCAUCUUGGACAUAUUUUCUGUUUCUUACAUCCAUUUUAAGGACUUCUUAUUUCCUCCUCUCUCUCUCUCUCUCUGUUAAUCCGUAUUUUUAUAUGGAACUGAAAUAUGCAACUUUUAUGUAUUUUAUUCAGUGUUGUUAUUUAACCCCACAUCAACUCUAAUCAAAUGCAUUCCAGCCAUGACCAUCUUGUCUUUUUGUAUAUCUAGGACUGCAUUGUCCAAUGUGUCUUCCCCAUUUUUUUUUCAAGAUGGUAGAGAGUGAUUUGAAAGAGUUUGGCUGCUGUGUCUAGCAAGUCAUUCAACCAUGUAGAACCUCCCACCUCACACAUAUUUAUUUUGAUGUUUGUCUUGAUUAAUGAAACAAAAUUCAGUAUUGUUUGAUUUCUGUUGAGUCAGAGACGAUAAUUCAUUUCCAUUAGGCAUAAAAGUACUUUAUUAUCUUGCAAUGGAAAAGAUAAAGUUGAUUUUAUACACUUCUGUCAAUUACUUAGAGAGUUGACAAAUAAAAUCUAUCCUGUUAUAUA